CAACCAAGCCAUCAGCAUCAGCAUCCAGUAGCUGUCCAGGGCUUACUCCAGGAGGAGGGCAGUGACCUCAGCCCAGCGCAAUAGGCCAGCCAGCAGCCACAGAGGGAAGGCUUCAAGUCACCCAUAAGACCUCUGCUAAGAGCCCUGACGUAGGUAUACCACGACAACCAAUCAGCGAGGCCGAGGAGACGAGGCUGUGCAAUCUCACCCUCCAUCCUUUAUGAUCCUAGGCAGCACCUUUGCAUUUAAGACGAGCAGCCACCGCACUGCAAGAGAGCCACACAGCAAACACUACAAAACAUCUCACACCUAGAGAUCACAGCUCCCCAUAUAGCCUACAAAACUCUGACGCCAUACCAACACAAUGGCCCCGCCCAAACAACCCAUCGAGGCUGCCCCGCCCUACGAAGAAGUAAGCAACACCUCCCCUGCCAAGAUUACCCGGCUCACACACACCGAACAGUACACGGAAGUCGCACAGGCCGACCACGAUGACCUCGAAUCCCGACCCCACGCACACGGCGAAUACGAUCCCACCUCUGCAAUCCCACUAGCCACAUCGAUAAUCACCACACCACACUCACACUGCGAGGCCUGCGACCGGAUCAUCGCGCGGCGGGAGAAGAGACAGAGCGCGCGCGAGUACUGCGGGAUAGUGGCGAUCGCCUUCGUGCUUCUGUUCAUCUGCGUGACGAUCUUGGGGGCGUUGACCACACGCGCGAGGACACGUCAUGAUGAUUGAUUACUGUCA
Aspergillus homomorphus CBS 101889 is the source of this 751-nucleotide messenger RNA. RefSeq lists its product as uncharacterized. The record is from RefSeq and is a predicted model, not a curated record. NCBI's taxonomy places the organism in Eukaryota, Fungi, Ascomycota, Eurotiomycetes, Eurotiales, Aspergillaceae. Bases 365 to 742 code for a protein of 125 amino acids. The transcript has a single exon.